Capsicum annuum is the source of this 1709-nucleotide messenger RNA. Its product is annotated as NADH dehydrogenase [ubiquinone] 1 alpha subcomplex subunit 9, mitochondrial. The transcript has 13 exons. The record is from RefSeq and is a predicted model, not a curated record. Lineage: Eukaryota; Viridiplantae; Streptophyta; Magnoliopsida; Solanales; Solanaceae. Gene Ontology annotation, molecular function: protein-containing complex binding. Gene Ontology annotation, cellular component: mitochondrion. Bases 181 to 1386 code for a protein of 401 amino acids.
GUACAAGUAAAUCUCAAACUUUCUCAACUCAUCAUUAAAUAAUAUUAUCGACUACAUUCAAUUAUUAACAUCUGAAUCACCACACUUUCACUUCAAAACUCUUUUGUCACCUCUAAUUCAAUCUCCCCAACCACUUUCCCCAAUUUCCAAACAGCACCGAUAUCCUUCUGUCGAACGAAGAUGCAGGCAAUCACGAGAAAAUUAGGGCAGCGAUCUUUGAAACAUCAUUCGCCUGCGAUUUCAUCUUUCAAGUCCCUCUAUCCCCUUUGUGAUGAUCACUACUAUGGUUAUCUUACUCCGCGCUUCGCAUCUAACCUUGUCACCGGGGGUACGGGACCUCUAGUUCGCAAGGGAACUGGUGGAAGAUCAUCCGUUAGUGGAAUAGUUGCUACAGUCUUUGGAGCUACUGGAUUUCUCGGGCGUUAUCUUGUGCAACAGCUUGCUAAAAUGGGCAGUCAAGUGUUGGUUCCUUUUCGUGGAUCUGAGGAUUCUCCUCGUCAUCUUAAGUUAAUGGGUGACUUAGGACAGAUUGUUCCUAUGAAAUACAAUCCCAGGGAUGAAAAUUCAGUCAAGGCAGUGAUGGCAAAAGCUAAUGUUGUGAUCAAUCUCAUCGGAAGGGAAUAUGAGACAAGAAAUUACAGCUUUGAGGAAGUCAAUCACCAUAUGGCCGAACAGCUCGCAAUGAUCGCCAAAGAGCACGGUGGUAUCAUGAGAUUUAUUCAAGUUUCUUGCUUGGGGGCAUCUCCUGCAUCCUCAUCUAGAAUGCUUAGAGCCAAAGCUGCAGGGGAAGAAGCUGUUACACACGAACUUCCUGAGGCAACCAUAAUGCGACCAGCAGUGAUGAUCGGGACAGAAGAUAGAAUUCUGAAUCCAUGGGCAUUCUUCGCAAAGAAAUAUGGUUUUCUCCCUCUAAUUGGAGGUGGUUUAACAAAAAUUCAACCUGUAUUUGUUGCUGAUGUUGCUGCUGCAAUUGUUGCUUCUUUGAAAGACAACGGCACCAGCAUGGGAAAAGUUUAUGAACUUGGUGGCCCUGAUAUUUACACUAUGCAUGAUUUGGCAGAGCUCAUGUUUGAUAUGAUCCGUGAGUGGCCACGCUAUGUGAAUGUCCCUCUCCCUAUUGCCAAGGCUGUUGCAUCUCCUCGAGAUUUUUUGCUUAACAAAUUACCAGCUCCAAUGCCUGUCCCUACGAUAUUUAAUCUGGAUGCGGUCAAAGCCUUUUCCACGGACAACAUUGUGUCAAAAGAUGCUCUGACUUUUGAAGAUCUAGGGCUUGCCCCACACAAGGUGAAGGGAUAUCCAGUUGAAUUUCUUAUCCAAUAUCGUAAAGGCGGACCCAAUUAUGGAUCAACAGUUAGUGAAAAAGUGUUGCCUGAAUCUUAUCCAUGAGACAUUGUACUCCAUUGCCAGUUAAUUUCAGCUUCUUUUACAAGAUUUCUGAAGUGCAGCCAUGUUCAGCCAGAUAAACAGGAAAAAUAAAUGCAAGGGAGUUCUUCAGCUAAUGAAUGUUGUGUGAUGGUGAGACCACUCCUUUUGCUGGAGGAGUUGACUAUAAAGUUUUGGUGCUUUUGCGCCAGACUCAACGAGGCCAAUUGUGUUUUCUUUUUCAGAGUUUACUUUGCUGUAUUUCAAUCAAGAAGUAACCUAGAAAAAGUGGAACGUGAUUGUUGUCAGAGGGACAAAGAUUUUUUCAGUGCUUUCCUCCUGAUCAA